This is a messenger RNA of Trifolium pratense (red clover), 2410 nucleotides long. RefSeq names its product AP-5 complex subunit mu. Gene Ontology annotation, biological process: endosomal transport. The record is from RefSeq and is a predicted model, not a curated record. Gene Ontology annotation, cellular component: late endosome; AP-type membrane coat adaptor complex; cytosol. The transcript is spliced from 8 exons. NCBI's taxonomy places the organism in Eukaryota, Viridiplantae, Streptophyta, Magnoliopsida, Fabales, Fabaceae. The coding region runs from base 207 to 2054 and encodes 615 amino acids.
AGAGGACCAUGAUACAUUUGGCCUAUAAUAGUUUAUUUCGCUUAGAGAGAAUUGGAUCCAAAUCCUAAUAAAAUCAUCACGAAAAAUGAAAUAAAAUAAAGUACAUAAAAAUUAGAUAAAAUUUAGAUACACGACGGACGGGAGCAUAGCAUGCACAAUGUUGAGGUGCGGUAGUUGAUUCUGUUGGUUCGUAGUAGCAAAUAGCAAUGUCCAGUGGUUGCAGCAUCAGAGCAAUCUGGAUUCUCAACAAUCUCGACGCCGUCGUUUUCUCCAGGAGAUUCCCGGUAGUAGAGAAGCGUUGGCGAAGUUCUUGCAACACCGAUCAUCUUUUCUCUUCUUUACCCACCGACUCUGAUCUAGCUGAUGCUUUUCUCCACAGAAGACUUAGGGAAGGUUCUGCGCGGGGAUUUGGAAUACGUAGAAGUAAUUCAACUCUUGGAUCAGAUUCUUGGGUGGAUGAUCCAAUUACUCGUCAUAUAAUAGGUCUUUACAUUAACAAAGAACGGGACGAUGAUAAGAAUCUUUUGUGGCCUUUAAUCUUGCACAUAAAGGGCCCUUAUAGUGUACUUGUUCUGCCAUUGGUUGAGCCUAGGCAUGUAAAGGCUUAUGAAAAGUUGUGUAAAACACCCGAUUGCGGUAGUUCUCUGGGUCUGGAUGAUAGUUUGUCUUCCCUCUUACUUGAUCUUCCAGCAAUAACAGGGGCAUUUAUGGUUGCACAUGCAAUUGGUGACAUAAUUACUGGUGACACAGUAGAACCUGAAGUGAUCAUUACUGCAGCUCCUUCUGUUGGUGGGCUGUUUGAUUCGUUAACUGGUAGUAUAGGCAUCUCUUCCCGUGCCAAACCUGUAUCUCCACAAGUUCCUUCUUCCUCCCCUUUGGGCGCAGCUGGACCGGGAUCUGUCACAGCAGAUACUCCAAAAAUGGGGUCUAGGCCUCUGGAUAGAGAUGCACUCAGAACAUUUAUCAGUAGCUCAAUGCCCUUUGGCACACCCUUGGACCUUAAUUAUUCCAAUAUUUUUACCAUCAAAGCGAAUGGCUUUUCUGCUUCAGAUUUGCCCCCUACAGAUCAGAAGCAACCAGCUUGGAAGCCGUAUCUAUACAGAGGGAAACAGAGAAUGCUGUUUACGACUCAUGAGAUUGUUCAUGCUGCUCUGUAUGAUAGAGAUGAAAUUCCGGAUAUUAUAUCAGUUUCUGGUCAAAUAAAUUGUAGAGCUGAUUUGGAAGGGUUGCCAGAUGUAUCAUUUCCCUUAACAGGAUUGAACAUAGCAAACCUCGAAGUUUCAUCAUACCAUCCUUGUGCUCAAGUUUCAGACCAAGGUCCAGAUAAGCAGGGGGUAGUGUUUUCUCCCCCAUCGGGCAAUUUUGUGCUGAUGCGAUAUCAGGCAACUUGUACCCUUGGACCACCUGUAAAGGGAUUCUAUCAGUUGUCAAUGGUUUCUGAAGAUAAAGGUGCAUUUCUAUUCAAGUUGCGUCUGAUGGAAGGUUAUAAGGCUCCUUUGACAAUGGAGUUUUGUACUGUGAUUAUGCCCUUUCCUAGGAGGAGGAUUGUAUCCUUGGAUGGUACUCCUUCCAUUGGAACAGUUUCAACAUCAGAGCACUCUGUUGAAUGGAAAAUUGUGCCCAGUGGACGGGGACUGACUGGAAAAAGUAUUGAAGUAACAUUCCCAGGAACAGUCAAGUUUGCACCAUGGAAAAAUCAAAUGGUGUCUUCCUCUAGGACACUCUUUGGAACAAUUGUUGAUGAGGAUAGCGAUAACGAGGCAGAAAAUGCUAGCAACAUGAUUAAUGAAGAACAUUUGAUGGAGAAAAUGAACAAGGAUCUUCCUCCAGUUGAUCUAGAGGAGCCAUUUUGCUGGCAAGCAUACAAUUAUGCUAAGGUAUCAUUCAAGAUUGUUGGAGCACCGGUAUCUGGAAUUUCAAUUGAUCCUAAAUCUUUGAGCAUUUAUCCAGCUGUAAAAGCACCCGUGGAGUUUUCAACCCAGGUUACUUCUGGGGACUAUAUUUUAUGGAACACUCUUGGCAAGUGCCCACAUGUUGCCAGUGUAAAAAUUUGAAUGGCAUCCGAGGGGCAUCUGAAUGGCGGGGGGGCACCAUCAGAUACUUAUAGAAACUCUGAUGAUGUUUUUUUUUUCCUUUGCCAUGUAAUGUGGAGACAGCCAGAUUUAAUCUGGUGUUCAAGUGGUUUGAUGAAAAAGUAAUAAAUGUUCUUUUAGUUUCAAUAUAUCAAAUUGGUUUAUUUAUUUAUUUUAUUUAUUAAAAUGUUGUGACAUAAGUAGUAGAUAUUUUAGUUAUUUAACUAUUUGGUAGGAUGUUCAAUUUCUGGUUGGUGUAUAUGCAUAAAUAAAUGUUGGUACAUGUGAAUUCCUUAACUGGAUUUCCAUUAUCUUGAGGAAAGUCCCGCAUUUAAAAU